AUGAUUAUCUGUUGUGCCUUUCUCAGGUACCUGGAGAAAAAUGUGCGAUGUUUGUCCCAAGACGGGAUGACCAUGUCCAACAAGUCGAUGACCAAUGAUGACCUCAGUAGCUUCUCAGACUGGUACGCCCAGUAUCACGGGUACGUGUCCCUGUGUGUGUGUCUGGGUGGGAUUGUCACUAACACCUUCAACGUGACAGUGCUCACCCGCCAGCACAUGCGCACGCCUGUCAACCUGAUCCUUACAGGCCUGGCCGUGUCGGACAUCAUCACCAUGCUGAGCUACCUACCCUUCUCUAUACACUUCUACUGUGUGUACCCCAGCAACAUGUCAUCGCCAGAGAAAAACUCCAAGCUGUGGAUGACGUUCUUCGUCUUUCACAUCAACCUCACACUGGUCACUCACACUAUUAGUAUAUGGCUCUGCGUUGUCCUGGCUAUAGUUCGCUACCACCACAUACGUUCACCGACCAGGGUCAUCUCAGUCCGUAUCAAACGGAUCACCCAAGCCAAGUACAUGGUCAUCGGAACCUACAUCAUCUCAAUCCUAGUGAUGAUUCCUAACUACUUAACAAAUGAGCUGAAACAACAAGUUUGGAGUGAAGACCCACGAGCGAACAAAACCAUCUACGUUCUGGAAAACCUCCGCUUGGGGAGCAACGAUACAAACCCUUUAGUCCUAACCAACGUCUGGAUGUACGCCAUUCUAGCCAAAAUCGUACCUUGCUUCCUGAUCUCAGUCUUCGGAUCCCUGUUGCUUCACCAAAUGCGAUCAAAGAUCAACCAACGGAAAGACUUCCUCAAAGUCUCAGUAUCAAACAACAACAAACUCCUCGAACAUUCCCGAACAACCAUGAUGCUUGUAACCGUCAUUGUACUCUUUCUCAUAACAGAACUCCCUCAGGGAAUCUUAAUUAUUCUAAGUGCCUGCAAAGCAGGCUUUUUCCUGUCUGUGUAUAUGCCACUGGGCGACGUCAUGGAUAUUGGUGCCCUCGUCAACAACGCCAUUAAUUUUGUGCUGUACUGUUCAAUGAGUGCCAAGUUUAGACAGACAUUUAUCAAUCUGUAUUGUAGUUACGCUAGAAACUGCAAGCAUGACCACGAAGAAAAUGGUUACGUCCUGAGAGAGGAUAAGGCUGAUUCAUUUAGCAACAAUAAUGACUUGGAGAAUGAACUGUAG
Molecule: messenger RNA, 1179 nt
Organism: Candidula unifasciata
Lineage: Eukaryota; Metazoa; Mollusca; Gastropoda; Stylommatophora; Geomitridae
Source: the annotation of a GenBank genome assembly